AUGGAAUCAACACUACCAAAAGAGGAAAAGUAAGUUUAAUAUUUCUCCAAGGACUUUGAAUACGAAGAUCAUUUGAAGCAAGAGUCAGAGAAGCUAUCACAUUUAUUGGACAAACUAUCCUUGAAGGAAUACUCACUAGAUUAAUAAAUGGAGAUAUAGUAGAUAGCACAAGAGUCUUGGGAUGAGUUUUACAAAAAUAACCAGGACAAGUUUUUUAAAAACAGAAAUUACCUAUCCUUCGCUUUCGAUCUAAUCACAAAACAUAUCGAGGAUAACUAAGACAAGGAAGAAAAACUUUACCUUUUUGAGGUGGGAAGUGGUACUGGGAAUACAAUAGUACCUCUUCAUGAUAAAUACAAUUCUGUGAUGAGAUUUUAUGCUUGCGAUUUCAGUCAGAAUGCAGUUUAAUUGCUUGAUAAUCUAAAAAUAUGUGAGAAAGCUUUUGUGAAAGAUAUGGUAAAGGGUGACUUAGUUGAGAUUGAUGAUGAUAAACUAGACUUUGUGACCAUGAUAUUUUUCUUAUCAGCAAUACAUCCUAGUGAACAUCCUCAAGUUAUUAAUAAAAUAGCAUAAAAGAUGAAAAAAGGAGGUAGCAUUUUAUUUAGAGAUUAUGGAGCAUAUGACCUUGCAAUGAUGAGAUUUAUUAAUAAAAAGAAAGGUAUAAUAGACUUGGAUAAGAUGAUAUUCUAAAGAGGUGAUAAAACACUAGCCUGCUUUUUUACCAUUGAAAAAUUAGUUGAAGUAAUGGGGUAAAAUGGCUUUGAGUGUGUUCAGCAAGAAUAUUGUACAAUUGAAAAUAAAAAUAUCAAGAGAAAUUUAGUAAUGAGAAGAGUAUUUAUUAAUGCUAUUUUCCAAAAAUAAUGA
This is a messenger RNA of Stylonychia lemnae, 864 nucleotides long. Lineage: Eukaryota; Ciliophora; Spirotrichea; Sporadotrichida; Oxytrichidae. The record is from the annotation of a GenBank genome assembly.